Molecule: messenger RNA, 2175 nt
Organism: Dendronephthya gigantea
Lineage: Eukaryota; Metazoa; Cnidaria; Anthozoa; Malacalcyonacea; Nephtheidae
Exons: 6
Coding region: 596-1279 (227 amino acids)
Source: RefSeq, a predicted model, not a curated record
GUACGUGCCAAUGUUUAUAUAAGACGAGAAAUAUUACACAGCAUGACAUUGACCACAUCAACAAUAUUCUCGAACUAUCUAAGAAAAUGAUGAAGUUGAAAUUGUUGGUUCUCGUGGUGAUUUUCACCAUCUAUGUUUCACAGUUUUCUUAGGUUCUUGCUAACUUAGACUGGAUUUCCACGGACAGUGAAAUGGUCGACAGCGAAUUAUUUGCACAAAUAACAGCAACUUAACAGCAUGGAUUACCUAAAAUCGACUGUUCUCAAUUCAAAAGAAAAUAUGCAAAUAAUUGAAUAGCUGAACCAAUUCUGUGCAAGUUGAGACAAGUUGAAAUCCAGCCUUAAUAAAUCCGACAGGAGGGUCCCGAAACUUUGGAGUAUCUGUGAAGAACAUUACUCGAAAAGCAGAAAACGAAACGUGCCAAGGAGGUGGAAAUGACUGCAAAUAUUUCCUGGAUUUGUGUCUUUCAUAUUUCCCCGAAAAGUGUUCAAUAUUCAGCCCCCUACGAACAUUUUCGUGGGUAAUAAAACCCGGUACGAGCAAGAUUCUCCGUCUUUGGCACGACGAUCUUACAAGAACUGUCUAUAACCCUAUCAUGGUGAAUUUUGAAAGAUGGCAAAAUAAAGACGUUAUUCUUGAUGUGAACGUUUCAAGAGAUGAUACAAAGGACGUCUUAGUUGACAGAAUUCAAAUCAAAACAAGGUUACCGUAUCCUAUUAACGAUGUUAAAAAAAUUGACGUGCAAGAAAACUACAAAUCAAACUGCGGUCAGUUUUUUUGUCUUGGCGUGCUUAUCUAUGCCUGGUGUGAUGAUGUCAUUGCUUGUGCAGGUCCGCGUCCAACAUCGUCAUCUUCAGUGUUGCCCACAACCUCAUUUCCAAAAGAAACAUCAAGUUUCACAUCACUAACGGCUUCUCAAUCAUUUUUCAAAUCUUCCCAAGCAGUCAACCAACCUUUCCAAGCAGCACCUAAGGAACACCCAAAUGUUAAUCCGACCAAGAGUUAUGAAACGCGUUCCUGGGAUAAAACAUCUUCCCGAAGUAAAACCACGAAGCAGCCAGCUGUCCCCAGAGCAGGGGAGGCGAGGGGUAAUGACGAGACCCAACACUGGUGGGUGUGGGUGGGGAUAGCUUUUUUAAUCGUGCUUUUUCUGGUCGUGGUGACUGGGUUCGUGUUUCUCAGAAUCAAACGAAGGUCGAAGGCAAAGAAAGCAAAGAUUUCUGUGGAGCUGAAGAAAACUGAAGCAAAAGAAAACUACGGAUUUUCAGGAUCAAUGUGAGGGAAAACGUUUAAGAGAAAUGGAAAGGUACAAACUGGUUUGUUCCCUCAAAACUCGCACUUGAUGUAAACACAAGAUGAUUUAUGUAAUAGAGUAAAGCCCCGGUCAAACGGGAAUGAUAGUUGAUGAAAGUUGAGAAGCGAGAGUUUGCACGAGAGUUUUCCAAACAUUUUGCAGUAUUGUUCUGUCACUAGUCAGAGUCUAGUCUGCUACGAAAUGCAAACCGCUGGCGCUUUUGCAACUCUCAUCAACUCUCAUGACCGAUCAAACGCGCCCAAACUCUCAUCAACUCUCAUCAAAAUUUGAACCAGUUCAAAGUCUAUGAGAGUUGAUGAGAGUGCACGAGAGUGUAUGAGAGUUCGCGGUCAAACGCAAGCGAGAGUUGCAACUCUCAUCAACUCUCAUCAACUCUCAUCAACUCUCAUUCUCGUUUGACCAGGGCUUAAAAAGAAUACGAAAGCUUUUAAAACAGCAUUCUUUUAGCAUCUUCUACUGGGUAAAUUAUUGCAUCAUUACGUAGCUAUAUAUGCCAGAACAAAAUAUUCAGUAAAAUUCAUAAUUUCUGCUACGCAACGAACAUAUAUUGAUGUAUAAAACUAGACGCAUUUCUCUGCCCAAUUGAGACAAAGUUAAUCAACAUAUAUAGCUCCAAGCAUACGGUAAAAAAGUCAAGAAAUAAUUCUCAAUCAACAUUUCCAGUCGUGGGUAAAGGUGUCUAUGUCUAUAAACAAUAUUGCUAAUCAUUAGAGGUUUUGGCCGAACUGACUCCAAGGAUAUAUUUGAGUUUAAAUUGUCAGUUAGUCUAAGUUAAUUACAAAUAAUAAACACCGUUCUAUUUAAACUUUGCUAUCAGUCCUUUCCUUCAUGACGAAGUCACCAAGCAGUGUUACUAACAC